Messenger RNA from Phytophthora sojae, 840 nucleotides. RefSeq lists its product as hypothetical. Lineage: Eukaryota; Oomycota; Peronosporomycetes; Peronosporales; Peronosporaceae. The transcript has a single exon. Gene Ontology annotation, biological process: amino acid transmembrane transport. Gene Ontology annotation, cellular component: vacuolar membrane. The record is from RefSeq and is a predicted model, not a curated record. Gene Ontology annotation, molecular function: amino acid transmembrane transporter activity. The annotation marks the transcript as partial.
ACCCUUGGGUCAGCCAAGACGUCCUUCAACGUCUUCUGCUGCGUCCUCGGCAUCGGCUCCCUGGCCAUGCCCUCCAACUAUGCUCGCGCAGGACCCGUGUACGCCACCAUCGCUCUGGGCUUCAUGAUCUUUGCCAACACGUACGCUGCCAUCAAGUUGUCCCGAGCGAUGCUCGCCGCUCCAUCGUCCGUCAAGACGUACGGUGACCUCGGUGAGUGGGCUCUGGGCAGGUGGGGGCGCUUCUCCUCCGUGGUCUCGCAAAUGGGCGUGUGCGUGCUCGUGCCCAUUGCCUUCCUGAUCCUCGGUAGCAGUCUGCUUGACGUGCUGUUCCCGGUCUGCUUCAGCCAGACGUUCUGGAUCAUCUUCAUGGCGCUCAUGGUCAUCCCAGUCUGCUUGAUCCCGACGCUGAAGGAGAGCGCUGGUAUGGCGUUUGCCGGCUGCAUGGUAACCGCCAUCGCCGAUAUCAUCGCGGUUGCCAUUCUGCAGUGGAACAUGCGUGGCCACCCGUCGAUCCCCAAGCCUGAUGUAUCGGUGCACCAGGUCUUGACCUGCUUCGGUAACCUCGCAGUGGCGUACGGGGCCGCUAUCGUCAUCCCCGACCUGCAGCGCGAGCACUCCCAGCCACAGCGCAUGCCUCGCGUGCUCAUGAUCAGCAUUGUCCUAAUCUCCGCCUUCUUCUUCGCGAUCGCGUUGGCCGGGUACUUGGCAGGCGGCUGCCAGAUCUCUGGUAACGUGCUCUACUCGAUCGUGGACACCUCCAACCCGAUGGGUCCGACUGCGCUUGGCUUCACUUCCAGUCGUGCUGCUGUCGUCAUGUCCUACAUCUUCAUGCAAAUCUGA